This is a messenger RNA of Linum trigynum, 2482 nucleotides long. The record is from the annotation of a GenBank genome assembly. NCBI's taxonomy places the organism in Eukaryota, Viridiplantae, Streptophyta, Magnoliopsida, Malpighiales, Linaceae.
CAACUCAACAGAAAGUGAUAAGUUAUUUGAUUAUUUCAUCCACUUUACAUAAUUUUUUAAGGUUAAAAAUAAUUAAAUUCAAAGGUUCCAAAGUGGAAAUGGGAAAAAGAAACAGAAAAGGGAACAAAGUGAAGAAUAAAUAAGAGAGUUGUCAAAAGGCUGUAGCAAAGCCCAUCUCAUCUCACAAACGGACGAUCCGAAGAACAUCACUAAACACACAGAAAAGAGAGAAGAGGGAAAAAAACCCCACUUUCAUUUCUUUCUUUCUCCGUGCAAAGAAUCAAUCUUUUUUCGUUUCUCUGCAUAAAGCUGAUUACUUUUCUUAUAAUGAUGGGAAGGGAAAACUCUUAGGGAGCAAUCUGUUUGUCAUCAAUCAGAAAGUUGUUCGCAGCUGCUGGUGGUGGUGUUUGUUUUCGUUUUCGCUUUUUCUUUGCAUCUCUAUCUCUCUCUCUCUCUGAUAAAGACGACUCCUUUAGUGGGAGGUUUUUGUUAAUCGUUUCUCUGUUGGGGGGAAUCCAUUUUGAUAAGGCAGGUACGAGUGAGCUGGUUUCUUUCAACAACUCUGUGCAUUUGUUUUGAUUUUAUUACAUCGAUUUCUUUGUUUUUGCGUUUCUGGGUAGUAAGAGAUUUCAUUUCUGUGGUUUGGUGUGUUGAUCAACAGGGGAAGGCGAUCUUUUCAUUUGAUUAGAGGGGGAAUCUGAGAGCUUGUGUGGCCAUGGCGGUGGCUGAGAAUGGUGGGGUCAAAGAAGGGGUGGCGGCGAGUCAGAAUUUUGACGCUACUCUGGCGUCAUCGGAGGCAAACGGUGGAUCGAACACUGUGGAGAGCACAAAACCCAUGAACGAAUCUUUGGUCGGGGGAGCGAAUUCUCAGUCUCAGAGCGAUGAUCGGGGGGCGAUCGUUGGGAAGUGCGACCAAGAAGAUCAUACGGAUGAGAUGGCGGCGGCGGCGGCGGCUGGAAAAACCGCCGGGGAGAAAGGUGGGGCCCAGAUGGGGAAUGGGUUUGAUGGUGGGUAUGGAGGAAGUGGUGAGAAUCAGAUAAAUUUUGGGAAAUCUAAUGGGAGUAAUGAGAUGAGGGAGUUAGUGGAGAUGUUGUCCAAGCUGAAUCCCAUGGCUCAGGAGUUUGUACCUCCUUCUCUUGUCAACAAUCAUGGCAACGUUUUCGGCAACGGCGGAUUCAAGAAUCCGAACAAUUUUGGAAUGCUUAAUCCCAAUGGGAAUCCUAAUGGAAUGAUCAAAAGGAAGAACAAUUUUAAUCAGGGAAGGAGAAGAACCAAUGGUGGCAGGAGGAGUAUGGCUCAGAGGGAAGAAGUAAUUAGGAGGACUGUAUAUGUGUCUGACAUUGACCAGCAGGUUACUGAGGAGCAGCUGGCAGGUCUAUUUCUUCAUUGUGGACAAGUUGUUGAUUGUCGUAUAUGUGGUGAUCCUAAUUCAGUUCUUCGCUUUGCGUUCAUUGAAUUUACUGAUGAAGAAGGUGCAAGGGCUGCUAUAACUUUGUCUGGGACUGUGCUUGGAUAUUAUCCACUAAGAGUGCUGCCUUCUAAAACUGCGAUUGCACCUGUGAACCCAACAUUUUUGCCAAGGUCUGAAGAUGAACGAGAGAUGUGUGCUAGAACAGUGUACUGUACUAAUAUAGAUAAGAAGAUUACCCCAGGGGAUGUGAGACUUUUCUUUGAAUCUUUCUGUGGAGAGGUUCAGUGUUUGAGGCUUCUUGGAGACUAUCAUCAUUCAACUCGCAUUGCUUUUGUUGAGUUUGCAAUGGCUGAGAGUGCAAUUGCUGCUCUAAACUGCAGUGGUGCUCUUCUGGGAACCUUGCCCAUAAGGGUAAGCCCGUCGAAGACGCCAGUUCGCCCUCGCUUUCCCAGACCACCACCUCUGCACUGAAGAGGAUUGAGAUGGACUGUCUUCGUCGGAAUUCGAUGCUCUACUCAAGCUCAUGAUGGAGCUGGGUGAUCCAUAGAAAAUAUCUGUCUGGUUAAAUUAUAGGAGCUGAGAACAUUUCAAAGAUGAUUUCUUUCUUUCCCUUCUCCUCCUCGAUCUUUGAUCUUUGUUUUUUUUUUUUAUGUUGUUGGUUGGUAUCUCAGACUAGACUGGCACUCUUUUCUCAAACAACCCACAAGGGUUGCGGAAAUUCAUGGGUUAUUAUGGUUGUUGAGAUGCUGAUAUAUGUCAAUAGAGUUGGAUGGGGAUUUUGAGGAUCCAUGUGAAUAGCUUCUUCUCUUUUCUCCUCUAAUGAUUAGGCUGCAGCAAUCUAGAGUAAAGAUAUUUUGCUGAAAAUUUGCAGGUUUAUGUGAAUCCUGUGGCAUAAUAGUAUUCUAAGUUUUAAGUUCUAACUCAUGAUAAUUUGACGAGGAGAGCUUUGGCCUUUACUUUUUUGGUUGUGCGGAUUCUUUGAUUCCAUUGCAUUGUUCUGUUACCUUUCUAUUGGGUUGUGGCCCAUAUACGGCGAGUCCAAAGUAGUUUGUAUAAACCGGACAAGGAUGA